UUUGCAGUGCAAACGACAGAGCGAGACGGAGAGCGACAGAAACAGCACGACCGCCGCCGCCGCCGCCGCCCCUAGUGCCCUGCCAGGCGUUGGAGUUCUCCGCUAGCCUGCCGUCGCCCAUGCGCACAGCUGACAGCAAAGCAAACAACUCUCGCUUGGUCUCUUCCCGCUACGGCGUCACACGGUUCGGCAACACGUCUCGGCGGUGGCAAUCCCCGUCCUCUCUCUCUCACCGUCCCAUGACAGAGACAGCACAGCGAACGCUGGGACUGGGACAUGCUUAUCAGCAUUCCAUAAGGCCAGGGUCAGCCGGAGCCCGGAGGCGACAGCUGCCGAAACCGCGCACACCAAUCCGCAGCGGUCCUUGAGGUCCCAAUUCCGGCCGUUCGCUGCCGUGCGUCGUCGGCUGGGCCCCUCCCUGCAAUCUCCAGCCGCCAGGCCUCCCCGUCCCCGUCCCAAUCCACCGCGCUGGUUUGAAUCCGCGCGCGUUUUUCUUCGUCGGAUUCAUCGGUUUUGUAGGAGUUUUGGGUGGAGGAGGCAGGCGACGCAAUGGUGGAGGUGGGGAGUCGGGUGCGGGGGUUCCUGCGGAACCGGUGGCUGGUUUUCGUGGCGGCGAUGUGGAUGCAGUCGUGCGCGGGCGUCGGAUACCUCUUCGGCAGCCUCUCGCCGGUGAUCAAGGCCUCGCUCGGGUACAACCAGCGCCAGCUGGCCGGGCUCGGCGUCGCCAAGGACUUAGGCGACAGCGUCGGAUUCCUCGCCGGCACGCUCUGCGCCAUGCUCCCGCUCUGGGCCGCGCUCCUCGUCGGCGCCGCGCAGAACCUCGUCGGCUACGGGUGGGUCUGGCUCGCCGUCACGCGCCGCGUCCCCGUGCCCCCGCUCUGGGCGAUAUGCAUUCUAAUCUUUAUUGGUAAUAAUGGAGAGACAUACUACAAUACUGCUGCACUCGUCUCAUGUGUUCAGAACUUUCCCAAGAGCCGUGGACCAAUUGUUGGUAUCCUCAAGGGAUUUGCUGGUUUAAGUGGUGCAAUCCUAACGCAGAUUUAUGCCAUGAUACACUCGCCUGAUCAUGCUGCACUGAUCUUCAUGGUUGCAGUUGGUCCAACGAUGGUAGUUAUAGCUUUAAUGUUCAUUGUCAGACCAGUAGGAGGUCACAGACAAGUACGGCCUUCUGAUGGCACAAGUUUCACGUUUGUAUACAGCGUCUGCUUGCUCUUGGCAGCUUAUCUGAUGGGCAUCAUGUUACUUGAAGACCUUGUCAACUUGAGCCACUCAGUUAUUGUCUUGCUCACCAUCAUUCUAAUAUUCCUCUUGCUAGUUCCAAUAGUUAUCCCAGUUCUACUCAGCUUCUUGUCAGACAAUGAUGGGACUGUGUACGAACUCCUGUUGCCAUCACCUAGGAAAGGAGAGGCAAGUGCAUCAACAUCGUCUGAGGAGCAACAUGAGGUUAUACUUAGUGAGGUGGAGGAUGAAAAGCCAAAGGAAAUUGAUCUACUUCCAGCCUCAGAGAGGCAAAAGAGGAUUGCUGAAUUGCAGGCAAAGCUAUUUCAGGCAGCUGCUGAUGGUGCCGUCAGGGUUAAAAGGAGGAAAGGUCCACGACGAGGAGAGGAUUUCACACUAAUGCAGGCACUGAUCAAGGCUGAUUUUUGGCUUCUAUUUUUCUCCCUUCUGUUGGGCUCAGGAUCAGGUCUCACUGUCAUUGAUAAUCUUGGGCAAAUGAGCCAGUCGUUGGGUUAUGAGGAAGCCCACAUUUUUGUGUCGAUGAUUAGCAUUUGGAACUUCCUUGGACGUAUUGGUGGGGGUUUCUUUUCAGAGAUUAUUGUCAAAGAAUAUGCGUAUCCAAGGGCAAUUGCCUUAGCUACAGCUCAAGUACUGAUGGCAAUUGGGCACUUCACCUUUGCAAUGGCUUGGCCUGGAACAAUGUACAUCGGGACACUGCUUGUCGGCCUUGGCUAUGGUGCCCACUGGGCAAUUGUGCCAGCUGCUGCGUCUGAACUGUUUGGGGUGAAAAAUUUCGGGGCACUGUACAAUUUCCUCACAGUCGCAAAUCCAGCAGGCUCCCUUGUAUUCUCAGGCAUCAUUGCAAGCGGCAUCUAUGACGCUGAAGCUGCGAAGCAGGCUCAGCAGCACCACAACUCGACAUUGCUUGCAAUGCCUGGCAGAGUGCUUAGCAUGGUCUCCGACGUCGCUCCAGCAUUGAAGUGCGAGGGAGCCAUUUGUUUCUUCCUCUCGUCCCUGAUCAUGUCUGGGUUCUGCAUCAUUGCUGUCUUCUUGAGCUUGAUCCUGGUCUUCCGGACAAAGAUUGUGUACGCAAAUCUAUACGGGAAACCCGGUACUUGAAAGAUCAAUCCUCAAGGGCCAGGGGGCAUGAUAUAGCUCCAGAGUCAUCAAAACAUGGUUCAGUUCUGAGUUUUGUUUAUGGUACCACGCCAUGCCCUGUACAGGUUUGGUGUUGAUCUUGAAUCUUCCCUUGUUCUGCGGAUGUUCUUUGGAGAGCAGAACAGGAGUUUUGCGUUUUCCUUCUGUUUAUAAUAUUGUAUUACUUUACAAAGUGCUGCUGAUGCGCCUGGCACUUGUAGUCGCAGAAGAAACUCUGAAGUAAAUAUUCAAAUCAGUGGCUGCAGAUGGGAAGUUCAACAUCUAUGAAAGAUUUUGGUGGAACUAUGUCUUUUGCUCGAAUUUUGUUGUAUUUAGUUGGAAAAGUUUGUAUACAUAUGUAAUAAGCCGGAGAACUUUCUACGUAUCCUCAUCGACUCAGUCUUACAGAGAGGAGGACAUAUUUCUUUGUGAUCAGUUGAAAGCUCGAUAUACAAUAAACAUGUCUGCAAUCAAGAAAAUUGAAUAAACGAA
Phragmites australis (common reed) is the source of this 2847-nucleotide messenger RNA. Its product is annotated as protein NUCLEAR FUSION DEFECTIVE 4-like. The record is from RefSeq and is a predicted model, not a curated record. Gene Ontology annotation, cellular component: membrane. Lineage: Eukaryota; Viridiplantae; Streptophyta; Magnoliopsida; Poales; Poaceae. Bases 550 to 2337 code for a protein of 595 amino acids. The transcript has 3 exons.